Messenger RNA from Metarhizium robertsii ARSEF 23, 546 nucleotides. RefSeq names its product egg shell protein. The record is from RefSeq and is a predicted model, not a curated record. Lineage: Eukaryota; Fungi; Ascomycota; Sordariomycetes; Hypocreales; Clavicipitaceae. Bases 1 to 546 code for a protein of 181 amino acids. The transcript is spliced from 2 exons.
AUGCAAGAGGAAAAGAUUCAAGCGGCAGCAAGAAUUCAUUUCGAAGUAAACCGCCAGUGUCCAUCCUGCUCUACUCAAUUCCGUUACGCUAGCAUAUUCGGGACACACAAGUGCAAUGCCUCUGUAGAGGGCCGCAAAGAGAUAAAGCAGGCAUAUGAUGAGAUGUUGAAAGAAGUCAAGAGACGGCUGGGAUUUUCUCGAGCUGAGAAGGAAUGUGACGUCGAGGUACCGGGGCUCCUCCUGUCUGACCCAGGAAGUGAAAGAGUCAAUCACAAUCAGAACUCAAUUCCUAUUUCUAUGGGUCAGGGAGUAGCCUCAUCUCAGUUGGCUUUGGAACCUGCAUCUGCUACCCACUUUGAAGAGUUUACUGAUCAUGGACUCCCCCAGCCGGGCAAUGCACAACUCUACGACCUCUUCGGUGACGUCCUGCAUUCGAGUCACGACGACCAGCUCUCGGGGUAUCAGUCUUUGUGGGACGAGCUCGACCCUACCACCUCUUUACUAUUAGCUAACAUGGACCCGGUUGUGCCAGGAUUAGGACCCUAG